AUGGAUUCAUUUAGUUCACAAACCUCUUCUACAUCCUCUACAGUUCCUAUUUCGUCUAUGGAUUCUCCAUUAGUUACAGCAAAGCCAACUGAAUUCAAGUUUCCUUUUGUUCCACCUUUCACUGCUUUCAAUACCUUGACCUCUCCGAAUCCUAUACCAAUCCACCAGAAUUCUACAUCUCAUUCCUUUUUUUCUCAUCCCGUCUUCACUGUUUCCAAUAUUAAGACCUUUGUUCCGGAAACUUUGACACAUGAAAAUUAUGUUAUUUGGAAAGAAUUAAUUAUUCCUGUAUUCAAGAGCAAGGGAGUAUAUGGUCAUAUUGAUGGUACUGACCCCUGUCCACCGCCUCCGAGUCCUCACUUUGAAGCUUGGAUGAUUAUUCAACCCAGUAAGAGUCUCACUGCUAAGGAAGCUUGGGAUGCCAUCCAUACCUCUUAUCAAACUCAGUUAGCUGCUAGAAAAAUAGUUUUUAAUAGAGGAUUAAAUAGGGGUGGUCGUGGUCCACGUCGAGGCGGUCGAGGAGGCCGUGGAUCACGUGGUGGUUCUUAUUCCAAUUUUGAUCGUGGUUCUUUUCAUGGUACAGUAUAUAAUCCCAACCAUGGUGUUUACAAUGGUGGUGUUCAUGCUUCCAACAAUCAUGCAUGGAAUUCUUCAAAUGGGUUCAAUUCUUCAAAUUGGUCAAAUUCAUCUCAUGGAAAUAAUUUGCCUCCACUGUUGCCGAAUCCAAGCAUGCCUUCACAUCAAAUUAUGGCUUGUCAACUUUGUGAUCAGUUAACUCAUAAAGCUCGUAAUUGUCCCCUGCUGAUUGGAACAAAGAUUGCCUCCCCAAAUCCACAUGGCCCUACAGCCUUUACCGCCACAACUUACCCGACAACUCCGGAUAGCAAAUGGUAUAUUGAUUAUGGUGCCAAUACUCAUGUUUCUAGUACUCUUGGUAGUCUUUUAAACUCAUCUCCUUAUUCUGGUCUAGAAUUAAUUCAACCUAACCCACCUCCCCCUACUAAUCCCGUCCAUCCUCUAAACCCGCCCACACCCUCCAGUCUUUUGGGCCAGCCCAACUCUACUUGCCCAACCUCUACUUUGCAUUCGCCCACCUCACUCCCACCUACUUUGAACCCAUCACCCGAUUUACACUCACUUUCCUCACCCGUUCACCCGCCGGCUUUCAUCAAUUCCCCCUCUGCAACUGUGGCUUCUACCCAUGUCGCCUCAUUGCCACCUGCUUCCAACCCCUCUGAAUCUACUUGCCCUUGUCCAGAUUCUGUUUUCGAGCAAGAGCAUGAGGUCUCUACCACUCCGCUUCUCUCUGCUGCUCUGCCUCCAUCUGGUGUUGUUUCUCGACGAUUACAUGGUAUGGUGGCCCGUUCACAAGUGGGUGUUCGAAAGCCAAAAAUUUUACCGUCCAUGGUUCAUACUCUCCUUGAUUUGACAGAACCCAAGACUUUUAAGCAAGUACAAUGGUUUCCCGAAUGGCAGCAUGCUAUGAAUGAAGAAUAUGUGGCACUUCUGCACAACAAAACUUGGGUCUUAGUACCUCCUCCAUGCGGUGCUAACAUUGUGGGUUCCAAAUGGCCUGGGAUAGAUUAUGAUGAGACCUUUAGUCCAGUGGUGAAAUCGGUCACCAUUUGUACGGUUCUUGCUCUUGCUCUUUCCAAAUCUUGGCCAAUUCACCAGCUUGAUGUUAAAAAUGCUUUUCUGAAUGGGUCUUUAUCUGAACCUGUCUAUAUGUCUCAGCCACCGGGAUUUGUUGAUCCGCAGUAUCCUAAUCACGUUUGCUUUCUUCAACGGGCACUUUAUGGUUUAAAGCAAGCUCUUCGUGCAUGGUUUCAACGGUUUGCAGCCUUUCUCUAUUCUUGUGGUUUUAUUCAGGCAUACUCUGAUUGUUCUAUGUUUCUAUAUCACUCGAAUGGUAUGCUGGCUAUUCUACUUUUGUAUGUUGAUGAUAUUAUCUUAACUGCCUCUACUCAGCCCCUUUUGGAUCAUAUUAUUGCUUUGUUAGAGAAGGAAUUCUUGAUGACAGAUUUGGGUGUUCUCAACUAUUUUUUGGGCAUUACAGCUAGAUUUAAUUCAGAUGGUAUCUUUCUCUGCCAAACUAAGUAUGUGGCUGAUUUGUUAGAUUGCACUGGUAUGUCUGAUUGCAAAGCAGUUUCUACUCCUAUGACACCAAAGCAAAAGUUGGUUGCUUCUGACAGUCCUCCUUGCUCUGAUUCUACUCAGUAUCGGAGUAUUGUUGGUGCUUUACAGUACUUAACUUUUACUCGUCCGGAUAUUGCCUUUGCUGUUCAACAAGUACGUCAAUAUAUGCAUGCACCAAUUGAGAAUCACUUUCAAGCUGUGAAACGAAUACUUUGUUAUUUGCAAGGUACUCUACACUAUGGGCUUCAAUUAUUCAAAGAUUUUUCUCCUUCCUUGCACAUUUACGCAGAUGCUGAUUGGGUUGGAUGUUUGGAUAGUCGUCGCUUUACCUCUGGCUAUUGUUUGUUUUUUGGUCGGUCUCUAGUUUCCUGGUCUUCUAAAAAGCAACCAAUUGUUGCUCGAUCUAGUGCAGAGGCAGAAUAUAGAGCUAUGGCUAAUGCCGUUGCUGAGGUGGUUUGGGUUCGUUAAUUAUUGGGAGAGUUACGGAUCUUUCUUUCUUCUCCUCCUGUCCUUUUUUUGUGAUAAUAUUAGUGCUCUCUAUAUGGCUCUUAAUCCUGUGUAGCAUCAACGGACAAAGCACAUUGAGAUUGAUAUACAUUUUGUUCGUGAGCAAGUUGCCUCUCGUGCCAUUCUUUUGCAACAUGUUCCUACUUCAUUACAGUGCACUGACAUUCUCACCAAAGCUUUAUCUACUUCUGUUUUUGCUUCUCAGUGAUCCAAUUUGUGCGUUCUUCACUAUCCCGCACAAAUUGCGGGGGGAUGAUAGUGUAUUAGGACAAUUAUGUAAUUUGACUAUGAACAUACAUACAUAUAAAUAUGUAAUCCUAAU
This is a messenger RNA of Rubroshorea leprosula, 2965 nucleotides long. The record is from the annotation of a GenBank genome assembly. Lineage: Eukaryota; Viridiplantae; Streptophyta; Magnoliopsida; Malvales; Dipterocarpaceae.